UGUGUCUUUUAUUAUCUUAGGUACAAUGUAUUAGGCUUGUCAACAACCAUUGGGGAUUCAUUUUUCAAAGGUUUGGAUAUACAUUCUUUUGCACUAGCCUUAGUGGAGAAUAUACAGUCGAUGGAGUUCAGGCAUACAAGGCAGCUUGUUCAUUCAGUUUUGAUUCCUUUGGUUAAAUAUUGCCCUUCUGAUAUGUGGGACAUCUGGCUGGAAAAACUUCUGCAUCCAUUAUUUCUCUACUCUCAGCAGGCUCUCAGCUGCUCAUGGUCCAGUCUUCUGCAUGAAGGUAGAGCAAAGGUUCCAGACAUCCAUGGAAUAGUUGCUGGGUCAGACUUAAAAGUGGAAGUAAUGGAAGAAAAGCUACUUCGAGAUCUAACUCGGGAAAUAUGUUUACUCCUCUCCGCUAUAGCUUGGCCACCGCUAAAUACCGGUCUUCCUUCUUUAGAACAGUCUGGGCAUAUUAUCCGUGUGGAUAUGUCUUCUCUUAAAGAUUUGGAUGCAUUUGCAUCAAGCUCUAUGGUUGGUUUUCUUUUGAUGCGCAAAGGUCUAGCCCUUCCUGCCUUGCGGAUAUGUUUAGAAACUUUCACAUGGACAGAUGGUGAAGCCGUGACAAAAGUUUCUUCCUUUUGUGCUGCCGUGGUUGUCCUAUCUGUAACAACGAAUAACGUGGAACUUCGAGAAUUUGUUUCUAGAGAUCUAUUUUCUGCAAUUAUCCAAGCGUUGGCCCUCGAGUCAAAUGCUAUUACCAGUGCGGAUCUGGUUGCUCUCUGUCGUGAAAUAUUUGUUUUUCUCUGUGAUAGAGAUCCAGCUCCCAGGCAGGUUUUGCUCUCACUCCCUUGCAUCAAACCCCAUGAUUUGGUUGCCUUUGAGGCUUUGAAGAAGCUUUGA
Molecule: messenger RNA, 888 nt
Organism: Alnus glutinosa
Lineage: Eukaryota; Viridiplantae; Streptophyta; Magnoliopsida; Fagales; Betulaceae
Product: protein HASTY 1-like
Exons: 3
Coding region: 121-888 (255 amino acids)
Biological process (GO): protein export from nucleus; RNA export from nucleus
Cellular component (GO): nucleus; cytoplasm; RNA nuclear export complex
Molecular function (GO): RNA binding; nuclear export signal receptor activity
Source: RefSeq, a predicted model, not a curated record